Messenger RNA from Syzygium oleosum, 1471 nucleotides. RefSeq names its product gibberellin 20 oxidase 2-like. Gene Ontology annotation, biological process: response to light stimulus; flower development; gibberellin biosynthetic process. Lineage: Eukaryota; Viridiplantae; Streptophyta; Magnoliopsida; Myrtales; Myrtaceae. The record is from RefSeq and is a predicted model, not a curated record. The transcript has 3 exons. Bases 60 to 1208 code for a protein of 382 amino acids. Gene Ontology annotation, molecular function: gibberellin 20-oxidase activity.
UUCUUGUGGGUGCUCUAUAAGUACAUAGUUUUUUCAGCAGCAAAAGAGCAUCCAAAAAAAUGUCUUUCCCAAUGGACACAAGUACUUCAUCAUCGACUCUUGUUCUAUGCCCUGCAAUUGAGCUCAAGGAUGAGAAGGAGACCCUCCUAUUUGACUCCUCCUUGCUUCAAAAGCAACCCAACUUCCCAAAAGAGUUCACAUGGCCACACAAAGACCUUGUUCACACCCAAGAAGAGCUGAAAGAGCCACUCAUAGACUUGUCAGGCUUCCUAAAAGGCAAUGAAGAAGCAACUUCCCUAGCAGCUGAGCUCAUCAGGACUGCUUGCACCAACCAUGGGUUUUUCCAAGUCAUCAACCACGGAGUCGACCCGGGCCUCAUAAGCGCCGCCCACAACGAGAUUGAGUCGAUUUUCAGGCUCCCCACGAGCAGGAAGCUUGGCAUGAAGAGGAGGCCCGGUGGAGUGUAUGGUUACUCCGGUGCUCAUGCGGAUAGGUACUCAUCCAAGUUGCCAUGGAAGGAGACUUUCUCUUUUGGGUUUCACAAGAACGAGAGCUCUGAGCUUGUGGUGGUUGAUUACUUCAAAUCUGUCUUGGGCGAUGAUUUUGUACAUACAGGAUGGGUAUACCAGAAGUAUUGUGAGGCGAUGAAGGAGCUAGCACUGGUGAUCAUGGAGCUGCUGGCGAUGAGCUUGGGGAUCGAUCGCAUGCACUACAGGGACUUCUUCGAUGAUGGGAGUUCGAUAAUGAGGUGCAAUUUGUACCCGCCGUGCCUGAAUAACGGGCUCGCGAUGGGCACGGGUCCUCACUCCGACCCGACAUCCUUGACCAUCCUCCACCAGGACCAAGUUGGUGGCCUCCAAGUCUUUGCCAGCAACAAAUGGCAAGCCAUCACGCCUCGUCAAGACGCACUCGUCAUCAACAUUGGAGACACUCUCAUGGCAUUAACCAAUGGGAGGUACAAGAGUUGCUUGCACAGGGCGGUGGUGAACAGCGAGAGGGAGAGGAGGUCACUGGUGUUCUUCGUGUGCCCGAGAGAGGACCGGACCGUGAGACCCCCACCAGAUCUUCUUGGGACCGACAUGGAAGUGCCAAGGAAGUACCCGGACUUCACGUGGUCUGACCUCUUGGAGUUCACUCAGAACCACUACCGCACGGACGUCGCUACCCUCCAAAGCUUCAUCCACUGGUUACUAUCGCCCAAACCCUAAAUCUCUCUCUCUAUGAAAUGUUCAACUUAUUGUACUUUUGGAUGGCCAGUUUUCUUCUUCCUUUUUUCUUAUUUUUCUUUAUUAGUUUUGGGCAUGCAUGGCUUUGGAUGCAGUUGGAUCAUCAUUUGGUUUGUCUUAUAUGUGUCAUCACUUUGUCCCAUCUCUCGUCUGUAUAGAUUCCCCCAAAUCCCCUAUACUUUGGACCAUUUGGGGAUGUAUGUCAGCUUCCUUGCCACAUUAUUAUAUAGUUGUGUUUUCUUCUA